This is a messenger RNA of Plasmodium falciparum 3D7, 4062 nucleotides long. RefSeq names its product putative vacuolar protein sorting-associated protein 52 (gene VPS52). Lineage: Eukaryota; Apicomplexa; Aconoidasida; Haemosporida; Plasmodiidae. The record is from RefSeq and is a predicted model, not a curated record. Gene Ontology annotation, cellular component: cytosol.
AUGGAAGGAUAUGAAGAAGUAUCUGAUUUGAUUCAGAAAUUUAAGAAGGAUACUUACGUUUUAAAUUAUUACAAAAGGAUAUACGAACUUAAUAAAUGUAAAAGUUAUAGGUCUAUCAUGAUUAAAGAUAUACAAAAUAAAAUAGAUUACAAGAAAGAGCAAGAAAAAAAUAUAAAAAAAAAAAAAAAAAAGGAUGAAAAUGACGAUGAAAUUAUAAAUGACGAUGAAAUUAUAAAUGAAGAUGAAAAUGAUAAAAAGGAAUAUUAUUAUAAUAGUGAAGAGAAUGCUACAACAUUAGGAAGAGAAACUUCAAAAGAUAAGAUCCAUACAUUACAUGAAAAUUAUAAUGAUGAUAAUAAUAAUGAUAUAAUGAAAACUAUUUUAAAAAGUAUAGAUAACAAACUAUAUAAAUAUACGAAUGAAGUUUUAGAGUAUUUUGAUGGACAGGAUAAAGAAACCUUAAAUACAAACUACCAAAUAAAUAAUUGUAUAGAGGCACAUGCAUAUAUCGAUAAUAUAUUGAUUACAAAUCAACAUGAUAUACAAUAUAUAUGUAAGGAUAUUAAUAAUAUUGAAAAGUUAACACAAAGUAUAAAUAACAAAUUAACAAAUCGUAAAAUAAUCUUAGAGCUUUUAAAUACAUAUAUUAAAAUAAUUAUUAUUACACCCCAACUAAUUAGAAAUAUAAUAUAUGGAGAUAUAAAUCAAGAAUUUAUUAAAAAUAUACAUAUCUUAACAAAUAAAAUUGAAAAUUGUAAACAUUGUUUAUAUGAUAUUUAUCCAAGUAUUAAAUACUCAUAUAUAGAAUUAGAAAAAUUAAAAAAAAAAUCAGUAGAUCGAAUUUAUUUCUUCUUCCUUGAAAAAAUAAAUAAUAUAAAAAAUAAAAAUACCGAUAUUUAUAUUAUACAACAAAAUCUACUAACCUUUUUUGAAUUAAAUACUUUUCUUUUUAAUAACAACAGACAUGUGUAUAAUUAUCUUUUGAAAGAAUAUAUCCAUGUUAUGAAUAAAAAAUAUUUCCAUUUAUUUAAAAAUUAUAUAACGAAUAUGCAAAAAAAAAUAAAAAAUAAUAAAAAUUGUACUUUUAUAAAUAAUUCAAAUGUUGGAUUUACAAAUAAUUACAACUCACAAGUUGAAAGAAAUGUAAAUAAUAAGAUAAGCGUGAAUAGAAAUAUAAACAUUAACAAUAUAAACAUUAACAAUAUAAACAUUAACAAUAUAAACAUUAACAAUAUAAACAUUAACGAUGUCGACAUAAAUAAUAUCAACAUAAAUAAUAAUAAUAAUAAUUAUAAUUAUAAUAAUUAUAAUAAUUAUUAUUAUAAUAAUAGUUGUAGUAACAACCAUCUGGAUAUCAUAUCGUCAAAUAUGAAUAAUGUAACUUUUCAAAAUGCAAAAAAAACCAUGAUGAAUUUUUUAGGGAUCAACCCCAAAAAUGAUAAUACAUGUAACACAUAUGAAGAACCGGAUGAAAAUAUUUUCUCCUUAAAUUGUCGACAUAAAGUGUUGUAUGAUAUGUGUUAUUUUAACAAAACAAAGGAAGAAAAAAAAAAUGAUAUUAAUAUAAAUGAUGAUAAUAUAAAUGAUGAUAAUAUAAAUGAUGAUAAUAUAAAUGAUGAUAAUAUAAAUGAUGAUAAUAUAAAUGAUGAUAAUAUAAAUGAUGAUAAUAUAAAUGAUGAUAAUAUAAAUGAUGAUAAUAUAAAUGAUGAUAAUAUAAAUGAUGAUAAUAUAAAUGAUGAUAAUAUAAAUGAUGAUAAUAUAAAUGAUGAUAAUAUAAAUGAUGAUAAUAUAUAUGAUGAUAAUAUAAAUGAUGAUAAUAUAAAUGACAAUAAUAAUGACAAUAAUAAUGAGAACAUUAUUAUGAAUAAUUAUAAUUAUAUUAAGAAUUAUAAUAGGAUAAACAAUGAAAAAACUUUUGAAAACAAAAUAAAUAAAGAAUAUCCAGUGUCCUUAAUUUCGGACUUAGACAAUUUAAUCUACCAUUUUGAAGAAAUAUACAAAUCAAUAAAUAAAUUAUUUUUAGAUACUGGUUCUUUAGAAUAUUAUUUUAUUUUGAAUUUUUUUAAAGAUUAUGAAUCACCUGAUUUUUUAUUUUUAGAGAUAUAUUCAAAGACCAUAUCUCUGUGUUUUGAUUUUAUCUAUUUUUAUACUAUACAAACGUAUGAUGUUAUAUCUUUAUAUUGUGUAUAUAUUAUGAACCUAUAUUAUGCUUAUAUUAUGUAUAAAAGAAAUAUCGUAACCCUUUAUGUGUAUAUUCAAAGAAUUCAAACUUUUUUAUGGGAUAAAAUAUAUUACAUUAUUCAAGAAAAUCUUGAUUCCUUAAAUAAGAAAAGGUUAGAUGAGAAGAAAUACGUUUCGUCAAAUUUUAAUGCUAAGAUAAAUACAAAUGAACUUGAACAUUAUCAAAAUAAAACAUGUCACAUAAAUAAUUUGACAUUUGAUAAGUUUGAAAAUUUUACAAAUGUUCAUAGUAAUAAUUAUCAAAAUGGUGAUAAUAAGGGUGAUAAUGAAGAUAACAACAUGGAUAAUGAAAAUAAAAAAUUGGAUAAUGAAGAUAAAAAGAGUGAUAAUGAAGAUAAAAAGAGUGAUAAUGAAGAUAACGAUAAAGAUAAAGAUAAUCAUUAUAAUAAUAACAUUAGUCAACAUUAUUAUCAUAAUCAUAAUAAUUAUUGUAUGAAUAAAAAUAUCGAACUCACAAACAAUUUGGGUAUAUAUAAAACACAAGCAAAUAAAAAUACACAUCUUGUGAACAUUAAACAAAAUGAUAUAACUAACAAACAUUUGAACACGAAUCUGAAUAAUCAAGAAGAAAAAAAACAUUCACUUCAUUUUUCAACUAUUUUAAAAACACAAGAAGUACAUAGUGUUACAAAAAAAUUUACAGAUUUUUAUUGCUCUGUAGUUAUAUUAUCUAAUUUGUGUUUUCAUAUAGACACUUAUUAUAAAGAAAAAAUAGAUAAGCAAAAAGUAAAAGUUGGAUAUCAAGAGCAAAAACUCAAGGAAAAUAAAAAUCAACAUCUCAUGAAUAUGGAAGAAAAAGUUGAUAAAAUAGAGAUGGAUAGAAAAAAUUAUAAUGAUCAGAAAGGAUGUAAUAUAUUACAUGGCGAAGCGGAUAAAAAUAAAUUAUCAAAUGAACAAUUUAAAGAAGAUAUAAUAAUGGAAAAUUUAUAUGAUAAAAAUGUAAAUUUUGUAAAACAUAAUAAUGAGGGUAUAGAAAAAAAUAAAGAUGAAUCUAAAAUAACUACAGAAAAAAGGAAACAUAAUAAUAAUAAUAAUAUUUGUGCACAUUCAAAUGAGAAUAGUUAUUUAAACAAAAUAUAUGAUGAGAAUGUAACUAUGGAAGACAAAUUAAAAAAUGAUAAAGAAGUAAAUAAUACAAGUAUAUCGGAUAAAAAAAAUAAUUAUUUUUUAAAAUAUAAGAAAAUUACUAAUUUGAUAUCAAAAUUAGAAGGAGCUAUUAUACAUACAUUAAUAAGUAUAGAUAAUGAAUUGGUAUGUCCAAAAGAAAAAUUAUUAUUUUUAAUUAAUAAUUAUUAUUAUAUUAUUUAUAUAUUAAAACAAAAUAAAUUACAAGAGAAAAUAUGUACAUUUGAAAAAUUAUUAAAAAAAGAAAUAACAACUUAUAUAGAAUAUGAAUUAAAUAUAUAUAUAAAAGAUAUUAUUUUAUUUGUAAACAAACAUGAAAAUAUAAUUAAUACUAUAAAAGAAGAUAUAUAUAAUAAAAAUAUAAAGAACAAUAAUAAUGAUGAUCAUCAUAAUUAUUAUUUAUCACAUGUUGAUUUUAUUUCUAUGGAAAAUAUAGCUAUUCAAUUUACAAAAAAUUGGAAACUUUUAUUUAAAAACAUCAGAAAUAAUAUUAUUACUUCAUUUAUAAAUAUAGACAAUGCAUUCAAUAUAUUAAAAUUAUUAAAUACUCAAAUUUUGUUAUACUUUACACGUUUCUAUCAAUUGACCAAAAAAAUAUUUUCUAAUAUACAACCACCUUUAUAUAUACAAAACCUUCCAUCCGUUGAUGUUAUCAUGAUACAAAUUAAGAAAGAUGCAAAGAAUGUCGGUAGUUAA